This is a messenger RNA of Eruca vesicaria subsp. sativa (arugula), 2490 nucleotides long. The record is from the annotation of a GenBank genome assembly. NCBI's taxonomy places the organism in Eukaryota, Viridiplantae, Streptophyta, Magnoliopsida, Brassicales, Brassicaceae.
AUGAUGAUGGAUGAAGAUGUUGAGCAGGCCAGUUUGUUGUCUUUCAAUGACAGGCCUAGGGCUUUUCCCAACAUGCGUACUAAAACCUACAGUCCACUGAUAUUCCGGCUUCUUAGAAAAUUGAAUGUUCGUGUUCUUUCUAUAAUUCUGCUAAUCUGCUUUGGAGCCAUCUUUUACAUGGGAGCUAGUACUUCUCCUAUCAUCUUGUUCGUCUUCACAGUAUGCAUCAUCAGCUUCCUUUUGUCAUUGUAUCUAACCAAGUGGGUUUUAGCGAAAGAUGAAGGACCUCCAGAGAUGGUUCAGAUAUCAGAUGCUAUACGUGAUGGAGCUGAAGGUUUUUUCAGAACGCAGUAUAGCACUAUAUCAAAGAUGGCUGUCUUGCUAGCUUUUGUGAUUCUUUGCAUUUAUCUGUUCCGUAGCUUGACUCCCCAGCAAGAGGCUGCUGGUUUAGGAAGGGCCAUGUCUGCUUAUAUUACUGUUGCCGCAUUUCUCUUGGGGGCGUUAUGCUCAGGUAUUGCUGGAUAUGUUGGAAUGUGGGUGUCAGUUCGUGCUAAUGUGCGGGUCUCCAGUGCUGCUAGACGAUCUGCCAGAGAAGCAUUGCAGAUAGCCGUUCGUGCUGGGGGGUUUUCAGCCCUGGUUGUUGUUGCUAUGGCUGUGAUUGGUAUCGCCAUCCUCUACUCUACGUUUUACGUUUGGUUGGGAGUGGAUGAUUCUCCAGACUCAAUGAGUGUUAAUGACUUGCCUCUUCUUCUCGUGGGUUAUGGUUUUGGUGCUUCGUUUGUCGCCUUAUUUGCUCAGUUGGGUGGUGGAAUAUACACUAAGGGAGCUGAUGUUGGGGCAGAUCUCGUCGGAAAAGUUGAGCAGGGUAUUCCUGAGGACGAUCCUCGAAAUCCUGCUGUUAUUGCUGAUUUGGUUGGAGACAAUGUGGGGGACUGCGCUGCCAGAGGUGCUGAUUUGUUUGAAAGUAUAGCUGCAGAAAUUAUCAGCGCUAUGAUACUAGGUGGAACAAUGGCCAAGAAGUGCAAAAUUGAAGAUCCAUCAGGCUUUAUCCUAUUUCCUCUAGUUGUUCAUUCUUUUGACUUGGUAAUAUCAUCAAUUGGUAUAUUAUCAAUCAAGGGAACACGUAAUGCUAGCGUUAAAUCUCCGGUAGAGGAUCCAAUGGCUGUACUUCAGAAAGGAUAUUCUCUGACUAUUUUAUUGGCGGUUAUUACUUUUGGCGCGUCCACUCGCUGGUUGCUUUACACCGAACAAGCUCCAUCUGCAUGGUUCAGUUUCGCUCUAUGUGGGUUGGUAGGCAUCAUCACAGCCUAUGCCUUUGUCUGGAUAUCCAAAUAUUACACAGACUAUAAGCAUGAGCCUGUUAGGACGUUGGCUCUUGCUAGCUCGACUGGUCACGGAACCAAUAUAAUUGCUGGGGUCAGCUUGGGUCUGGAGUCGACAGCUCUUCCUGUCUUGGUUAUAAGUGUUGCUAUAAUAUCUGCUUAUUGGCUGGGCAAUACCUCAGGACUAGUUGAUGAAAACGGAGUCCCCACUGGAGGGUUAUUCGGAACAGCUGUUGCUACUAUGGGAAUGCUAAGCACUGCAGCUUAUGUUCUUACUAUGGACAUGUUUGGCCCCAUAGCUGAUAACGCUGGUGGAAUCGUUGAGAUGAGCCAGCAGCCAGAGAGUGUCCGUGAGAUCACUGAUCUUCUUGAUGCUGUUGGGAACACAACAAAAGCAACAACAAAAGGUUUUGCCAUUGGAUCUGCUGCACUUGCGUCGUUCCUUCUUUUUAGUGCGUACAUGGACGAGGUUUCAGCGUUUGCUAGUGUGUCUUUCAAAGAGGUAAGUGUCAUUACAAACCUUUGCUGUAUCCUCCAUGUUCAGACAGCUUCUCAUACUCAUUAUCGGAUUAAAAAACAGGUUGAUAUUGCAAUCCCAGAAGUCUUCGUAGGUGGACUAUUGGGUUCCAUGCUUAUAUUCCUCUUUAGUGCUUGGGCAUGCGCAGCCGUUGGUCGAACUGCACAAGAGGUUGUUAAUGAAGUAAGAAGACAGUUUAUUGAGAGGCCUGGCAUAAUGGAGUACAAGGAGAAGCCAGAUUAUAGUCGCUGUGUUGCCAUCGUCGCAUCUGCAGCUUUGAGGGAAAUGAUUAAGCCAGGAGCUUUAGCUAUAGCAUCACCCAUUGUAGUUGGUUUGGUGUUCCGGAUCUUGGGAUACUACACAGGACAACCUCUGCUUGGAGCUAAAGUUGUAGCUUCGAUGCUCAUGUUUGCAACAGUGUGUGGUAUCUUAAUGGCACUUUUCCUAAACACAGCGGGUGGUGCUUGGGACAAUGCAAAGAAAUACAUAGAGACUGGUGCACUCGGUGGUAAAGGAAGUGAAGCUCACAAAGCAGCGGUGACUGGUGAUACUGUGGGAGAUCCGUUCAAGGACACAGCUGGUCCUUCUAUUCACGUGCUCAUAAAGAUGCUCGCGACUAUAACUCUUGUCAUGGCUCCUGUUUUCCUCUGA